AUGUUCGUUCAACGAACCGCCUUCACCCUCGCCAGGCGCACCCCUGUCAAGGCCCUUGCCAGACGUACCUUUUCAGCAUCUGUUGCCCAACGUGAUGCCGCAAAGCCAUCCAGAUGGGAUCCCAAGCCCGGAGAGCCAGUAGGCAAACUAGUGUCCUUCCAAGAUAUCGAAACUGAAACUGACCUUCUUCCCCCCGGAGCGAAAGCCGGAACCAUCCCCACUGAUUACGAACAAGCAACUGGUUUGGAAAGAUUGGAACUUCUAGGGAAAAUGAACGGAGUUGAUAUUUUCGAUAUGCGACCCCUGGAUUCGUCAAGAUUGGGAACUCUCGAUAACCCGAUUAUUGUCAAGUCCGGCGGAGAUGAGCAAUAUGCUGGCUGUACCGGCUUCCCCGCCGACUCUCAUACUGUCAUUUGGCUGACGGUAUCCCGCAAGCGUCCAAUUGAACGUUGUUCUGAGUGCGGCAACGUUGUCAAGAUGGAGUACAUUGGGCCUGAGUCGGAUCCCCAUGCCCACCAUGAUGAACACCACCAUGCCUACGAGGAACCCAAGACCAUGGCUGACUUUGUCAGGCCUGAAUACUGGUAUAAAUAA
Messenger RNA from Paracoccidioides lutzii Pb01, 594 nucleotides. RefSeq lists its product as hypothetical. Gene Ontology annotation, cellular component: mitochondrial envelope. The transcript has 6 exons. The record is from RefSeq and is a predicted model, not a curated record. Gene Ontology annotation, biological process: mitochondrial electron transport, cytochrome c to oxygen. The coding region runs from base 1 to 594 and encodes 197 amino acids.